Phymastichus coffea is the source of this 442-nucleotide messenger RNA. RefSeq names its product major royal jelly protein 3-like. The transcript has 3 exons. The record is from RefSeq and is a predicted model, not a curated record. Bases 42 to 377 code for a protein of 111 amino acids. Gene Ontology annotation, cellular component: extracellular region. NCBI's taxonomy places the organism in Eukaryota, Metazoa, Arthropoda, Insecta, Hymenoptera, Eulophidae.
GCUCACAGAUUCUGUGCAAAGAGAAUUCACUACAUUCAAAAAUGCGAUUGACAUUUGCAAUUCUGCUCUUUACCAGCGCCACGCUUGCAUCAAGUAAAUUGAAAACUAUUUAUGAGUGGAAAUAUAUUGAUUAUAUGUGGGAAUCACCAGCUCAGAAAGAAAGAUAUUUACAGAAUGGUGAAUAUGAUUACACGAACAUUGUGCCGAUAGACGUAGAUAAAGCAAGGGAUGGUCGCGUUUUCGUCACUGUCAUUAGAAAUCGUGGUGUGCCAGCAAGUUUGGGCGUAGUUACCGAUCGAAUUGGUCCAUCUGGCCCACUUUUGAAACCUUAUCCUAAUUGGUAUUGGUAUAAAAAAGUUAGUUCGGCUCUUAAGUAACAACUGAUACGAGCUUUUUUUCUUUUUUUUUUAUUAUCGUGCAGAUGGAUGAAUGCAACCAGCUC